Syzygium oleosum is the source of this 749-nucleotide messenger RNA. RefSeq lists its product as uncharacterized. The transcript has a single exon. The record is from RefSeq and is a predicted model, not a curated record. Gene Ontology annotation, molecular function: calcium ion binding. NCBI's taxonomy places the organism in Eukaryota, Viridiplantae, Streptophyta, Magnoliopsida, Myrtales, Myrtaceae. Bases 19 to 573 code for a protein of 184 amino acids.
AUAAAUAGCCUCUUCAACAUGAACAGACCACAAACGACCUUCACAUCAACAACCGAAAGCAACCUUCUCAUCUCUGUUUCUCUCUCUCUCUCUCUCGCACCAACCCUUUAUUCAUUACAUUCAUUCGUUAUACACCAGACACCUUCAAAACAAGAAAAAAUGAGCGUGGAAGUGUUGGAUUCGGCCACCAUCAUCGGCUUCGUGGAGGACGAGGAGGCCUUCAAUGCCUUCAUAGGCGACCGCUUCUCGUGCCUCGACGUCGACCGUGACGGCCGCCUCUCCUAUGCCGAGAUGCUGCAGGAUCUGCAGGGCCUUCGGGUGUUCGAGACCCACUUCGGGGUCGACGUGAAGCCGGACCCCGACGAGCUGGCCCGCGUGUACGGCUCGCUGUUCGUGCAGUUCGACCACGAUGCCAACGGGUCAGUGGACCUGGAGGAGUUCAAGGCGGAGACGAGGAGGAUGAUGCUCGCCAUGGCCGACGACUUGGGGUUCUUGCCGGUCCAGAUGGUGUUGGAAGAGGACAGCUUCUUGAAGAAAGCCGUGGAGCGUGAGCUCACCAAAGUUGCUGCUUAAUCUGGAGCAUGUUAUUUAACAGUGAUUAAUCAUAGUGGGAAGAAAUGUGGUUGUAUUUGAGAUUUUGUCAUUUCCUAUGGCGUUUUUAUUUACGCACCCCUUAUUUUCUUAACUAAAUUAUGUACCUAAAGAGUGCUAUUACUGAUGGAUAUAAAGGACUUAGUAUUUGUUAUUAA